GUAAUUUGACUGCGCCCGAUGAUAAGUUUCAAACGCCGAGUCCUUGUUGCUAACUGUUGGCACGUUGCAACUUCGCUCGUUCCAUUCGUUGGCUUCGAUGUGUUCGGAGUCUAACGAUCACUCGUCCGAUAAUAAGUUGAAAAAUUUUUCAUUGAGUCACGCGCGGAAAUCGAGUAAGAAUUGUGUGCAUCUUCAUGCUUGAGUUCGCGCGAUUGUUCAUCGCGCGAUUAGUCUUCUCGUGCACGUUACUGUAAUUUCACGGAGGAAUCUUCCAACACGGAGAAUUUCCUUUGAAGUGGCCGGAUAUUCACACGGGGAAGACUUUCCAAGGAAUUCCAACUAGAACAGAUCACGAUGACGUUAAAACGACAAGAAAAUGGUCAAAUCCAGACAGAAAAAUACUUUGACAACAUGGCACCUAAUCUGUUCGGCACUUCCGCGACCUUGUUCCUGGAGGCCACUCAGCAGGACGUGUCGCAGAAGAAACCGUCGUCGGAGAAGAGCGCGACGCAAAAGCUGUCGUCGUUGCAAAAAGCACAGAGCGCGAAACCUAAGUACGAAUGGAAGAUCGUCUGGCGGAACGUGAUAGCCUUCGUCUAUCUUCAUCUCGGCGCACUUUACGGGCUCUACCUUUUAAUAGUGGCUGCCAGAUUGUACACGUUUCUGUGGUCUUUGUCAAUCGGCAUGCUCGCAGCCAUCGGGGUCACCGGGGGCACUCACAGACUAUGGGCCCAUCGGUCAUACAAAGCGAAAUGGCCGUUGAGAGUCAUUCUCAUGCUCCUCCAGACGACAGCCUUCCAAAAUCACAUUUAUGAGUGGGUGAGGGACCAUAGAGUUCACCAUAAGUUCACGGACACGGACGCGGAUCCUCACAACGCGCAGAGGGGCUUCUUCUUCUCGCACAUGGGCUGGCUUUUAGUCCGCAAGCACCCGGACGUCAUCAGUAAGGGCGCCACGAUCGAUAUGAGCGAUCUCGAGAGGGACCCGGUCGUUGUUUGGCAACGCAGGUUGUACAUCAUCCUGAUGCCGUUGAUGUGCUUUCUUAUUCCCACUUGGGUGCCGUGUUACUUCUGGAACGAGAAGCCCAUGUACGCGUGGUACGCCAGUCUCAUAAGGUAUACGUUGUCGCUAAACUUGACUUGGCUGGUGAACUCCGCGGCUCACAUGUACGGCAUGAAGCCGUAUGACAACACCAUUAGCCCUACCGACAGCCUCAGCGUCGGCAUCGGCGCCUUCGGCGAAGGCUGGCACAAUUACCAUCACGUCUUCCCAUGGGACUACAAAGCCGCCGAGUUAGGCAACUAUCGCGCCAACUUCACCACCGCCUUCAUCGAUAUGUUCGCCAAGAUCGGCUGGGCGUACGACCUGAAGACCGUGGCGAGCGACAUAGUAAAGAAACGCGCGAGCAGAACGGGCGACGGCACGAGAUACGAGCGAACGGCUGCUGAUCAUCACGACGCGCAUCAGCACUCGCACGAGAACGCUAUAUGGGGCUGGGGCGACGCCGAUAUGCCCGUUGAGGAUAUACGGAAGGUCGAGAUCUUUAACAAGGGCGACUAGAGCUUUUGUAUCUCUGUUGUAGCUCAGACGGGAACCGCGUAGAAGUGCAAGUCCGGCGGACUUACGGUGUGUCGCAGUUCGGAAUUUCAUUCGAGAAAUGUUUGACGAGUUCAGUCGAGCGUCAUAAUCGUCCUUGGGAGAUCAUAAUGUCGUAAUUGCGACCUUUCCAGGCAGAAUUGCGAUUGCCACAAAAAAUUCCAGGAAUCGGUUCGUGAUCUAAAUUUCAGAUAUUUUCAAGUUUGUUUUUUGAUCACCGUCGGUUAUGCAAAAGACACAGCGUUUUUCAGCGAAUUUUGCAACACAUCCAUAUUCAACGGGCAAAUUUGCACUUCCAUAAUUCUCAGGAGAUAAAUUUUCCUGUCAAACACCAGAUGCGUUUUUAAACUCUUCCAAGUAAAGGCGAUUUUUCUGCUACUGAUUAUACUCGGCAUACAAGAAUUACGCGAGUGUUUAAAACAUACGACAAGAUAGGGAACUGCGACCACUUCAGUCUAAAAUCUCGCAACUAAAAAUGCUACCAGUAUAAACCAGUGUAACUUCUACAUUCGCGUACCUGAAUACUGCUCGGGCACUCGAAUUCGCGAAAGUCACUUGGAUAUUCUGUUACUAUUCGAACCGGGUGUCUAGGUAGCCGAAACUAGAAAUCACGAGGAGAACACUCGUUAAUCAUCUGUUAUUACUUUUUCCUGCAACUGAUUUUCUCUGUUGUUUGCUUCUAAGUACGUUAAUCACGGUAUCCGAGUACUAGAGUAAUUGGAGAAAGACUCAGGUAUCCUGCGAAAGCUACCCAUGUAAUACCCAUGUAAUACCCGACUUACACCCGGUUAUCUGGAUUCGUCCCUUAUAGAAAUAUCAUACUAAGAAUCAUUGAUAAUUACUUAUUAUCCAGUAUUUUUAAUACUGAAAAUAAGUAAUUAUCAAUGAUUCUUAGUAUGAUAUUUCUAUAAGGGGUUGAUAACUAAAUUGUCGAUCUGACACGAAACUCGUCGAAUAUGCACGUUCUACGCUGGUGAGUCUCGCUGCGAACACAGACAAGAAGAUAAUUUGAGAACGGUGACCGGUCAAGAGAUACCAUCGGUAUCUCGAUACCGUUGUCGAGGAGAGGUCGACCCGAGGAAUAUCCGUAGGUAAGAACGUGGGUAUAGAUGAGAGUCCCCUCGACAAGCGCAUCGAGAUAGCCUCCUUCUGACGAAUUACGCCACCGUUCGCGAAUUAGAUUCCUCAUGCAAGAGUUUAUCUACUGCUAUCCUCUAUCUCUAUUCUUCGGGUUAUUUUAUCUACUGUGCUGGCACGUUGUACAAUGAACGAUCCAAAGAUCAGUGGUGAAUCGUUAUAAUGACGUCAAUUAAUAUUUAUUGCAUAAUAUUACUAUAUCGUAUGUUUGUUAUCGUGUUUCUCUCAUCGAAUCGGCCAUUGGAAAAACGUCGCGGGCUCGAUCGCCUCGCAAGGGAAACAAGGCGAGAAGGAAGGAAGCUCAUUCGACGGGGUGACUUCUUCUCGGACCGAUCGAGGCGUCUCUUCCAAUCAGAUAUCUAUGUACAUGGAAAGCUUUUAUUACCAUAUCGUCUCGCGUAUUAUCGAAAUAACGUUCCGUUAGGAAGACUCGGCUUGAGGAGUCAAGCAAGGUCUCGCGAGAAAGCGGAGAGGACGAUUAAACACGGGACACUGCUCGCGCGGACUCGUCGCGAAUCGCUUGCGGGCUUUAUUGGCCGAUUUUGACUCGAUUUCUUUCUCCACGAUGACAUUGACGGAAUUUCCCUGCUGCUUAUGACAUUCUCUAUUACUUGUCAUAAUCUCACAUGCAUAUUUUCCGAUAAUCUCGCGUACAUAUCUUAUGAUAAUCUUAUUAUUGAUAUAUCUCAUAUUAAUCUUUAGAGGGCUGGAAAACUACUAUAGUGGUGGUAGACAACAGUUAGUUACAUUUAUGUUACUACACUUAUUCUACACUUAUCUGCUUAUGUGUGUAUAGGUAUUCAAACACCCAGAUACAAGUUUGCACCCACUGUUCUCCUUCAUCUCUCUCUCCUUCCCCCUAUUUAUUAUUUUUUUCUUAUAUAACUGUAUAACGAUAUAACUAUAAAUAUUCUCAUAAUUUACAAAAACUGACAGUUCCAUCUUAUUCAGCGACUUCGAAAACCUCUAGAAACCCAUUUUUUUCAAAUUUCAAAAUUUUAACAUUGUCUUUAUCCCUCAAGCCAGGACCACCACUUAACCCCUUCACUGCCGAGAACAAAGAUCUUUGUUUUUUUGGACUUGGCCCAAACUGCCGGAAAAUCACAAAUCUUUGUCCUAUAAAUAAAUGCUCUACUGACGCCUGAUAAUGCAUUAAACGUGAACAGAAUGUGUUUUCCUAUGUUUUCGGGGUCGCUGAAUAUGAUUCCGAAGUCCAUUUUAUACUAUCUCGCACCCAUGACCGACUAGAGCUAUAAGAAAAUGACUAUUUUUUUCAUUUUUUGGAAAAUCUUUGUCCUCGCACACUCAAGUUUUAUGCCACAUUUAAACAGUGUUAUUCUGAUAAGCUAUAUCAUUUAUGGGUAAAAGUAACUCAAUUCAUGACUUUUUGCUACUUUUACCAGAUAUAUCAUUUUCAUCGUAGUUCGACCCGCUGAUUCAUCUUUUGCGUGAAUUACCCUUGACAUCAGCCGAACCCAGGAUGCACCGUCGAGGAGGUUGUCAAAAGGAUUUAGCAUCCCACUUUUUUUUGCUUUUUUUAUCCUUUUUUGUUUUUUUUUGUUUUAUCGCAUAAGCGGUACAAAUGAACUCAAUUUAUUAUGUAGUAUAAAAAAAUGGUCAGUAAAAAAACUUUCAAACAAAAUAGGUAACAUGUCGAUGAAAAUACCCCAAAAAUGGUAUGUCCAGUUAAAAUUGUCAAAGUUUCUAAGUUCGGCAGUCUGGACACAUUUCAUUUAAAUACUCUGGCAGUGAAGGGGUUAAGUGGUGGUCUCCGUGAUCGGUACUUUGUAUACAAUGAAUAUACGAUAUAAGAUAUAUUUUUUAUCGAUUUUCUUCGUGAAAUCUGGUAAAUGUCGGCCCUCUAAAGGUUAAACAACAAGGGAUAAAAUAUACGUGCGCCAUACAUAUCGCCAAUGCUUACUACAAAAAGAAGUUUCCCGGCUAUAAUUAUUUAUUAAUAGCAUUCGUGCCACCUUUACAUUGGCACGUCAAUAUUAACACGCCUUCUUCUCAGUGCGCAAGUUUAACUGGAAAUUCACGUGACGCUAAUUGCUGAUGAGGAAAAAUCGAACCGCAAUUGGACGUGUAAAGAUCCGCGCGCUCGGCAAGCCCGCGACAUUCCGCGUGUCACACGAUUGUCUGUCAUGAUGACAGCUCGAGAACAGAACGCGAGGAGUCGCGUGUAAAAAGUGCUCAAUGAAAUCCGACGCAGCGAACGAAUCGUCGUCCGGAACGACCGAUCGGCCGAUCCCGAUCGACGUGCCGGCGCGUGUUGUACUGUACAAUCAAUUACGUACCUACGAAUCAAAUUCAUUCGUGGCCUUCUCAAAUGACUGUUUAGAAUGAUGAUGAUGAUGUAUUAGGCUAUUUGUAUCGUCUUGCUCGUAGUCAUCGCAGUCAAUUCCGCAAUUAUGCGACGCGACCAGCGGAUUUUAACGCCGUCAAUAAUAACCGUCAGUAUACACCAGCUGACAUCCAGAUAGAACAAAAAAUCACGACGAAGCCAAAUUGACGAGAAAAUGACCAUAAAAAUUCACUUUUCGAUCAUGAUUCAUUCAUUCUCUCGUCAACCUGACGUCAUUUUGACCUUAUCGUGAUUUUCCGCUCUACCUGGUUAACAUCCAAGUAGAACAGAAGAUCACGAUGGCGCUCAAUUGACGAGAAAAUGACCAUGAAAACUAAUUUUUCGAUCGCGAUUUAAUCAAUUUCUUGUCAUUCUGACGUUGAUCGUGAUUUUUUGCUUCUACCCGAGUAAAAUUAUAUCAGUGCUACAAUUUCCCGUUCAACAAUAUAGGCGCGAUAUAACCAUAAAUAAAGAAUACCAGCAAGGAACAUAAAGAGGAAGUCCUUUGCUAGAAGUGCGAAGGAUGUGACGUAGUGAAAGUAAACCAAAUUCGACUAUCGAUACUAUGGAAUCAAAGUAAAUGUUAUGACGUAAUAUUGUCAAUUAAUCGAAUAGACAAAGGUGUGUAAACGUAUUGAAGAGAAAAUUAUUACAAGGGACUAAUUUUAUUUCCCUCAAUAUUAGCAAAAUAUAAAUACAAUUUUUCUAUUAUUCUUUUAAAAUUAAUAUUCCUUUGCUAUAUACUUCCAAAAUGUUUAAAGUAUACCGUUAGACUGUGCUUGCGGUAACGUCACUUAUGACGUAGUUCAUGUCAUCAAACUGUGCAACCAGUGCAACACAAUCGAUUACCCACGAUAUAUCGCAACAUACUCCUUCCUGGUAUUCUUUAUUCAAUGAAUAUGACACAUAUUCAUGUUGACACAUAUUGUAUGUAACAGUUGCAUUGUUAAGUGGCAAGUAUCGUAUCAUUGACGUAAUGUUAUUGUUAAGUGGUGUUUAUUGAAAAUCGAGUAGUCGGCUCGGUCUACACAAGAGCCUUGUAGGCUCGUGUCAAUAGUCGUCACCUGAAACUUGUUUCGUGUAAGACACUCAGAUUUCUGCUCAGAAUUAGAUUCAAGUUAUUCAAUUGAAUCAUAAUAUGUGUGAUAUUUAUAUAUCUAUAACCGCGAUUCAACUGAAAAAUUCUCAUCUGACUCUGAAUUGAGGUCUGAGUAUGUCACGAGAAACGAUAGUUUCAAAUAAUAACUAUUAAUACCGCCCUCAGACCAUCACCGUUAGAACAAUCGCGCAAUCGACUCCACGCGCUGCGUGGGGUCCGUCGAACAAAAGAUCGAAAUCCGUGUGCUCGAGGAUGCGAUUCGUAUCUGCAACAAUCACCGUGGAUGAAUGGAAGCGGAGCUUACGUGUUAUAACGUUGUAGCGAGCGUGGUUGGUUUAAUUCUCGCAGUUUGUUUCGAUCAACGUGUCUCGAUUUGUUUAGGACGCGGCGACAUCUCGUCAUCUUCGUUGUCGAGAUCAACGAAUGUCACCCGACAUUGUCCCAGCUGUGACAACGUGGCCAUUGAAUCAUUGUUGUUCCAAAGGUAUUGUCGCGUCGUUAAUUAUCAACACAUAUAAACAUCUAAAAGACGUCUUACUUUCUUGAACGUCCUUAAAUUGUUUCAGAACUGCACUUGUAGCAUGAACUUGUAUUUAAGAUCGUCUCAAGUUUAUCUUAAGACGCUGUGAGGACCAUUUUAUCGAUUACAGAUCAUAUUGAAAUAAUUGUAAGAAGAGAAUUAGCUUAAAUAUCAAAUUAUCAAAAGAUCCAGAUGUCUGAAACUUUUUAGAAGUCCACAGACUGCUCAGAACGAUGUUUGUGGUGUAAAUUUGUACGUAAGAUCGUCUAAAGACUUCAUCUUGAGACUCCGUAAAGACUGUUUUAUUGGUCACAGAUAAAACUUAACAUAUAUUGAGAAAUAACACUUGACAUACAUUGAGAAAAGAGAGUUAACUUAAGUAUCAAAUUACUUAAACUUGGAAUUCGACUGUGAUCAUUGUUUUCAAACACUCGUUGUUUAAAGAAUUCCGUUGCGAGCGCGAGGUAACUUUGCACGACAUCCAGAAUUUAUUUUCCAUUCAAGGACCGUUCUCGCGUCUCGGACCAGUCGAUUGUGGCGCAUGAAAGCGAGUACGACGUUUGUUCUCCAAACAACAAGCAGAACAGGUGUCACGUUGUCACAACUCGUGAGUGUUACGACAUUUGUGUAAGCAGAUAGCACAAGCUCCUAAAAGACAUCAUUAAAAUGUGUUUGAAAGUUGCGUUUUUGAAACGUUUCUUGGGAGUUUGCGCUGGCUAACGUGAGCGAACGCGCGAAACUGUUUUGGGGCUUUAAGAUUUGGGCGUUGGAAAUGAAAAACGAUCGAUCAAUCGAUCGAUGGUGCGUCGCAGGUGACCGAAUCGAUUGCGUGAGUGACGCGAUAGCGGCCGUUCAUCGUUCACGAUUGAUUAGCGAGCGAUUCGACGCGGCACGGGCUCGAGAUCAGUUCGUCUGUUUGUUUGUCUGUCUGUCUUCCGCGAAUGAGCGUUGAUCUCGAAUCCGAUCGCGACGUCGAAUGACGAUUUCGCAAAGGUGAUCGUUUGCGAAAGCGCGCAUUGUUCGAGCGCGCAAUGCUAAUUGCGCGGCGUGCGACAGUUGGCCAAUUAGUGUUUGCCGCUUUAUCGAUAGCUAUUCGGCAAUAACGAACACCAUAUAGCGACAUGCAACGAUAAACUCUAACGUUCGUCGCGGGAUCGUUGCGUGCGGCUGGCUCAUGAGUCAUACGCAAUUCAAGGCGAGUCUCUCCGAGACGCUCAAGCGGCUUUUGCGAAUUUCGUGACAGCGACGUUCACUUCGCAAUCGCAUGCACAAUGUAUUGAUUGUGAUUGAUUCCAGGCAAGACAGAAAGCAACGUCCAAAUAAUGAGAAAAUGAUCGAGUUAUGAUUGAAAAGUGAAUAAAGACAGAAGAAAAAAUCAAAAUAAUGAAAAAAUGGCUAAAGAGUUUUUCCACUCUUCAAUUAUGACUCGAUCAUUCUCUCGUCGUUUCGACGUCAUCGUGAUUUUCUGUUCUACUCGAGGCUCUCACUGAAGGCGAAGGCCCUAACCUUGCGCGACAUAAAUGAAUGGAGUAAAUUGAAUAAAAAAAAAAAAAAAAAAAAAAA
Molecule: messenger RNA, 8259 nt
Organism: Odontomachus brunneus
Lineage: Eukaryota; Metazoa; Arthropoda; Insecta; Hymenoptera; Formicidae
Product: acyl-CoA Delta(11) desaturase-like
Exons: 6
Coding region: 355-1560 (401 amino acids)
Biological process (GO): unsaturated fatty acid biosynthetic process
Cellular component (GO): endoplasmic reticulum membrane
Molecular function (GO): iron ion binding; stearoyl-CoA 9-desaturase activity
Source: RefSeq, a predicted model, not a curated record